Molecule: messenger RNA, 321 nt
Organism: Stereum hirsutum FP-91666 SS1
Lineage: Eukaryota; Fungi; Basidiomycota; Agaricomycetes; Russulales; Stereaceae
Exons: 2
Molecular function (GO): heme binding; oxidoreductase activity, acting on paired donors, with incorporation or reduction of molecular oxygen; monooxygenase activity
Source: RefSeq, a predicted model, not a curated record
GAUCUCUUUUAUCUCAAUGCUGCUGGUCAACCUAUCAUCGUCGUGAACGACCAUAAGGUCGCUGCAGACCUUCUCGAUCGUCGUGCCACUAUCUACUCCGAUCGUCCCCAGAAUAUUGUCGCUUCGGAUAUCAUGACUGGUGGUCUUCUUGUCGUUUUCACUCGUUACAACGACACUUGGCGACGGAUGCGCAAGGCUGCCCACGAAGGUCUCAACAAGGGCGUCGUGCACAAGUAUCACCACACUCAACAUGUAGAAGCCCUGCUUCUCGCCCGCGCCACUCUUGCCCUUCCUAACGACUGGGAUGCUCACCUUCGUCGA